Carassius auratus (goldfish) is the source of this 917-nucleotide messenger RNA. Its product is annotated as glutamate receptor ionotropic, delta-1-like. The record is from RefSeq and is a predicted model, not a curated record. The annotation marks the transcript as partial. The transcript has 5 exons. NCBI's taxonomy places the organism in Eukaryota, Metazoa, Chordata, Actinopteri, Cypriniformes, Cyprinidae.
CCUGUGAACUCAUGAAUCAGGGGAUACUGGCUUUGGUGUCGUCAACGGGAUGUGCUGCAGCUAAUGCACUACAAUCUCUUACGGAUGCCAUGCACAUUCCUCACCUUUUCAUUCAGAGGAAUGGAGACGGCACACCCCGUGCUGAGUGCCAGCUCAAUCCCAGCCCCGAUGGAGAGCGCUACACGUUGGCUGCACGCCCUCCUGUUCGUCUGAAUGAUGUCAUGAUCACGCUCGUCUCUGAACUCCAUUGGCACAAGUUCAUCGUUUUCUAUGACAGCGAGUAUGAUGUGCGGGGACUGCGUGGGUUUCUGGACCAGGCUUCUCGAAUGGGUUUGGAUGUGUCUCUACAGCAGGUUGACCGGAAUGUGACCAAGGUGUUUUCCACUCUGUUCAGCACAAUGAGGAUGGAGGAGCUGAACCGUUACCGGGACACUCUCAGAAGGGCCAUCCUGCUGCUCAGUCCUCGCACUGCCCAGGUCUUCAUACACCAGGCAGUGGAAACGAAUCUAGCAUCCAAAGAUAGUCACUGGGUGUAUGCCAAUGAGGAGGUUAGUGACACGGAGAUCAUGGAGCUUGUCCACAGCGCUCUGGGCCGGAUGACAGUGAUCCGGCAGAUCUUCCCCCUGUGGAGGGACACCAACAUCCGCUGCAUGAGGAACAACCAUCGCAUCUCCUCGCUGCUUUGCGACCCACAGGAAGGGUACCUGCAGUCUCUUGAGGUGUCUAGCCUGUACCUGUACGACAGUGUGCUGAUGUUGGCCAAUGCCUUCUACCGGAAGUUAGAGACAGGAAAUGGCCACAGCAUGGCUAGUCUGAACUGCAUGAGGAAGUCAACCAAGCCCUGGAAUGGAGGCUGGUCCAUGUUAGACACAAUCCAAAAGCUGUCUGAAGUCACUUUACAGUUCAUCUUAAUUUGA